This is a messenger RNA of Capsaspora owczarzaki ATCC 30864, 5424 nucleotides long. Its product is annotated as DEAD/DEAH box helicase. The transcript is spliced from 6 exons. Gene Ontology annotation, biological process: double-strand break repair via homologous recombination; DNA replication. Bases 55 to 5370 code for a protein of 1771 amino acids. NCBI's taxonomy places the organism in Eukaryota, Filasterea, Ministeriida, Capsasporidae. Gene Ontology annotation, cellular component: cytoplasm; chromosome; nucleus. Gene Ontology annotation, molecular function: 3'-5' DNA helicase activity; ATP binding; four-way junction helicase activity. The record is from RefSeq and is a predicted model, not a curated record.
CUUUGGUUUCUCCAUUCGUUCUGUCCUUUUGGAUUUUUUGUUCGAGCGCGUUGCAUGGCUGCGCUUCCCGCCAACAACCUCGAUCUCCAGCUCCGGCGCCUCGGCACCAGCAGCAGGAGCAACGCAGGCCGCGCUCCUGCAGCAACAGGGAGGACCGACGCGUCCGCAGCCCAGUCGAUGCCUGCAACAACAAGGUCACCCGACACGGCGUCCUUCCGCGGCUCGUCGGCGCCUGCAUCGUCGUCGUCGUCGUCGUCGGUGGCGGCGUUCGUGUUGGACGACCCGUUGGAAGAGCUGCUCGGAUUGCCGUCCGCCAAGACCACCUCAGAGUCGACGCCUCAUGGCAAGCGCGGGAACUGGGCGUUUGUGCCGCCAUCGCGCGUCGGCGCUGCAGCUGGAAGCAGUCUUGCAAGCACAAGGUCGUUCAACCCGCCACGAAGCACUGGCACGCCGCCAACGGUCGCUGCAAACGGGUCGGUGAGUCACCAUGCAACGACAGGAGUCGACGCUGCUCGGCCGCCGCCAGCUCAAGUUGCUCCAGUUGCUCAAGUUGGCUCAGGAUUCGUCGCUGCUUCCACUCUUGCGCUGGCAGCUGCGCCCCCUCGUUCCACUUCGGCUCAGUCAGGGGUCAAGCUGGACCGGACGCCCACUGCUGGUGUGGGUCACUUGGCGCUGGUGGAGGACGCCCAGAUGCUUGCGCCGCCUUCGCUGCCGGAAGACUUUGGCUCGAUCGACGACGCCCUGUUUGACGACCUGCAGGUGGACUUGCCGAGUGCUCCGACCACGCGAGUCCAAUCAGCCAGCAGCAGAGUCUUGCCAGAGAGAGAGCACGAGCACCCCGCGCCCGCAGCUGUUGAGGACGAGCCAAUACUCUUUGCGCCAGACACGCAGCUCUCGUCGCCUGAAAACGAGUCCGAGACCCGGCGCAAGCAAGGCAAUUUCAGUUCCACAAGUGCAGCAGCCAUGGCACAUCCAAAGGGCCCAUUAGAGAGCAGUCGCUUCAGUCAUCACUCGUCGGACGACGCCGAUCCUUCGCAAGAGUGCACGCAGCUCUCGACGCCCCCUACCGAUCUUCAUCGUGUCCGCCAGCUGUUCCUCGAGGAUGACGUUUCCGCGUUUGACAUGGAAGAGGUGGAGGUCAGCUUGAACGGGCUGUCCACCACGAUCAACGCUUUGAGCAACGAAAUUUGCAAUCUGCUGGCGGCACAGAACGGCUCACUACCUCUCCCUCCGGAUGGCGUGGACCGACUUGCCAUGCGAGAGCGACUGCUCAGACAUCGCAAGGUGCUGGACUCGCGACGACGCGCUCUCGAGCAGGGCGCCCCCGUCAACAAAAUGCCCAGCAGGGCUCAGCAAAACGGCACUGGCGAUGCCAACGGGACUGGAAAACCCGCAGCAACUUCGCCAACCACGCUCCGAACUUCGGCCAGCUCGUUCUUGCUCUCAAAGCCUGGAGCAGUGGUCCCUCCGUCGCGAUUUCAAAGCUCGAUCGUGUCGGUGGUUGCCGGUACCGCGGCAAUGCCUGCCUCCCCAUUUCGCUCGCACUCGAGCAUUCCACCGGGUCCAACAUUGACUCGCGGAGCUGCAGCUGCUGCUGGACCUGCUGGACCUGCUGGCGGCGCCCCCACCAUGAAAGACGCGGUCACCCCGAGUCCGACCAGUGGUGGUGGUGGUGGUGGUCCUGUGACACCUUUCUCUGCCGCAUCGAAACAGCCCCAAUGGCCUCCGACGCUGGCCAAGCAGACGUCCUUGAGCAGCAAGCAGCAGCCUUCCAUCGGCCAGGCUCUUCCGCUUCCUUUGUCGCCCGUACACGCCCAAGCAACCCCUUCCUUGGUUGAUCUUGUGUCGCCAACGCACAGCGCCUCCCUGACUGGCGCCAAAACCAUGCCAACAAUGCCGAGUUUCGGCAACGCGUCGUCCAGAAUGGUCAUGUCGGUUGACUCGCCGCUCAGCACCACCACCACAACCACCACCACCAGGCAACCGGAAACUCCUUCCGUGUAUGGCCGCUCAAAGUCGUCUGCUGCUGCUGCUGCUGCUGCUGCUGCUGCUCUUGCUGCUGCAGAGCAAGAUGACGACGAUGCAAAUGAGGUUGUCAGCUUGGACGGUUUGGAUGACUGCGACGCAUACUCGCAGCCUCACGAAACCACUGACAAUGACCACCACACGAACGCCGAUAUGGGCUUUAACGGGACAAGCGGCGCUGGGCUGAACGGUGCGUCGUCGCGCGGCGUCGAUGUGGAAGAGUUUCACUUUGACGAGGACGAUGAUCAAGACUUUGCGAUGGUCGAUUUGGAUCAGUCCGAGCGGCUCGCGGCACCACCAACGUCCACCAUCAUGGACUACCGCAGUGCCGCUCGAUCCACGUCGACGACGACAAUGGGCAGCGCAAGUUCCUCGCAAAUUGUGCCCCUGUCUGCUCGAGCGGCGCAGGAUUCGGCGGCCAAGUUCAACCGAACCGACUACCCCUGGUCUGGCGAUGUGCAAAAGGCCAUGCGCAAAGUAUUUGGCUUGAACAAGGGCUUCCGCACGCAUCAGCUGGAGGUGAUCAACUGCACCAUGUCUGGGCGGCACUGCCUCGUGCUGAUGCCGACGGGCGGUGGCAAGAGCUUGUGCUACCAAAAUCCGGCCGUCAUCAGCAAGGGCGUGACGAUCGUUGUCUCGCCCCUCCUGUCGCUGAUUCAAGACCAAGUGGAGGCGCUCGUCCAGCUCAACAUUGGCGCCGUCUUCCUUUCCGGCUCGCAGACGGAGGCCGAACAGAGCCGCGUGUAUCUCGAGCUGUCGCGCCAGGACGAGCGAUGCAAGGUCGUUUACAUGACGCCCGAAAAGAUCUCGCACUCGACCCGGCUCCUCAGCCAGCUCGACAUGCUCUACCAGAGCAAGCGCCUCGCGCGCUUUGUGAUUGACGAGGCCCACUGCGUCAGCCAGUGGGGCCACGACUUCCGGCCAGAUUACAAGCAGCUGCGAAUGCUGCACGACCGAUUCCCCACCGUUCCCGUCAUGGCACUCACUGCCACGGCGACUGAGCGCGUGCGCUCGGACAUUAUGAAGCAGCUGAACAUCCACCAAGCCGAGAUUUUCGUGCAGUCCUUCAACCGCGAAAACCUGCGCUACCAGGUCUACAAGAAGGACAAGACAACCCUCGACGACAUUGCCCGCAUGAUCAAAAAGCAGUGGCCCAAGGACAGCGGUAUUGUCUACUGCUUGUCUCGCAAGGACUGCGAAACGGUGGCGCGAGAGCUCGUCCAGCGCGGCAUUGCCGCGACCUUUUACCAUGCCGGCAUGGACCCUGGCGAUCGAGCCGUCGUGCAGCGCGAUUGGAUUGGAAAUCGCAAGCAGGUCAUUGUGGCCACGAUCGCGUUCGGCAUGGGCAUCAACAAGCCCGACGUGCGCUACGUGUUCCACUACUCUUUGCCAAAGUCGCUGGAAGGCUACUACCAGGAGAGCGGUCGCGCCGGUCGCGACGGCUACGAGGCGCACUGCAUCAUGUACUACAGCUAUGGCGACAAGUCCAAGAUGGAGAGCAUGAUUGAGAAGGGCGAUUCGUCUGCCGAGCAAAAGCGCAUCCACAAGGACAACCUGGCCAAGAUGAUCAUGUACUGCGAGAAUGUCGUCGAGUGUCGCCGUGUGCAGCAGCUCGCCUACUUUGGCGAAAAGUUUGACCGCGCCCUGUGCAAGCGCACUUGCGAUAACUGCCGCUCGAGCACUCACUAUGUUGAGCGUGACAUUUCCUCGGUCACCAUCAGUGUCAUUGAGUGCGUGCAAGCAGCGACCGGCGAGGAUGGCCAGUCGUCGUCGUCGUCUUCGCGGGGCACGCUGCCGAGCAAGCGCUUCACCCUGCUCCAUUUCGUGGAUGUCUUCCGAGGAUCCAACAACCAGCGCAUCGCCCAAGCGCAGCACAACCGGCUGCCUGGCCACGGCUUGCUCAAGGACUACGCGCGCGCCGACCGGCUGCAUGUCAACAUGCACGACUCGGUGAAUGCGUACGUCUAUCCUGGGCCUGGCGCGCGUGACGUGCUUGACGGUCGCAAAAAGAUCAUGCUGCCUUUUGUCGAGACGGCCCGAGCGUGGACCGCGCGCGGCGGCGCAGCCGCAUCGGCAUCGUCUUCGUCUUCCGCCGCAGACGCGCUGGCAGGCAAUGCGUCGUCGUCGUCGUCCAACAAGACUGCGUUAUUCAAAGCGCCCGCGGCUCGUCGCAGCAAUACAGGCGGCGCCUCCACCACCACUCCUCGACACCCCGCAGUGUCAUUCGGCUCGGGCAGUGGCCCGGGAGUCACCAAAUCAGGACGCGGCAGUGGCCGGUCGCGCGUGUCGGCUGGCAGGGGCAGACGUGUCGGCAGUGGUGCCGUCAGCGGGGUGUUUGGCGAGGACGACGACGACGCGGUUGAUGACGACGUGGACGACGCCUUUGCUUACGACGAUGAUGCCGGGGGCUUUGCCAUGGGCGACGACGCCGACGAGGAUGAGCAAGAGGACGCGAGCGACAAGCCUGUUGGUCCUUGGAACUUGUCACCGGCCGACCAAACUCGCAUUUACGACGCCCUGUUUGAGCGCCGCAAGCUCUUGUGCGAAAAGUCGAACGUCAUGCCGCACAAUAUCAUGACGCAUGACAUGAUGUAUGAGGUCUCUGUCAACCUUCCCCUGGAUCUUCGCGAAUUGAGGCAAAUCAACAAGUUCACCGUCGUCAAGCUCAAGCAAAUCGGCGAGGACAUUCUCGAGACGCUGCGCGAGUUUCGGCAUCUUCGUUCCCCGCCUGCAGCACCGCCGACAGCGGGAUUGUCGCAAGCGCAACUCCACAAGCCACAGCAACAACCGCAGGCACAACAUGCGCAACAAUUGCUCAAUCAGUCCAAAGGUCUGGCUGGCUCGUCGACUAGCCGCGGCGAAUCGGUCUCUGCAUCAUCGUCAUCUUCUUCUUCAGCAGCGGCAGCAAUGGUGGCAGCAUCAGCAGCUGCAUCAUCAUCAUCGUCCAAGAGUGCGGUCGAUCUCGAGCUAGAAGGCGUCAGGGGACUCCCGCUCAGUCUCAACUUUGACGAUGACGACGAUGACUUUGACAAUGUCGCGAUUGGCACGUACGACACGCAAGUCGCAGAGACAACCUAUCCUGGAGCGACCACCACAGCCGCCCACUCGCCAUACUGGACCUCCAGCACCACCUCCGCUCCCACCCACAGUGAGAAAGUCAACAAUGGCGGCGCAAAUACGCUCUCCUCGUUUCUUGCGCGAGGCAAGAAGCGAGCCGCGGAGGACUCGGAUGAGCAGUCUGCGAACAAACGCGGCGCUCUCGGCUCGGGCGUGACGCCAACGGCCUCUUCUGCCGCUGCACCCGCGACAAAACCGCGCCACGAUAUUAUGGAUGAGGAUUUGUAACUUGGGGGAAGGCUGCUGACUUUGGUAUUUUUUUGUAUUGUACUGUAAAUUCGC